Molecule: messenger RNA, 4613 nt
Organism: Anopheles coluzzii
Lineage: Eukaryota; Metazoa; Arthropoda; Insecta; Diptera; Culicidae
Gene: Ir68a
Exons: 1
Coding region: 1-2385 (794 amino acids)
Cellular component (GO): membrane
Molecular function (GO): glutamate-gated receptor activity
Source: RefSeq, a predicted model, not a curated record
AUGUGCAAAACAAGUCGCUUGGUUUGGAUCCUAACUGUUAUUGCGCUAAUUGCUGGUGUUAAACAGUGUGCAAACAAACAGCUAAAUAGUGAAAUUCAAGGAAAUGAUAGAAAAUCAUCACAAUCUAUUCAUCAUGAGGAAUACAGCACGGAUCUACAUCUAGAGACGUUGUUGCUGGAAUUAGCUGCAAAAAUGGACUAUGGCCACUGUUAUGUUGUGCUGUUUGAUGAGGUGUAUGAAAGUGUGUUGAAUGCAGCAUUCUUUCGCCAAAUCCAUCGUGCUGCUCGGUACAUCGUGAAAAUCGAACAAGACGAAGACACCUUCAAUCCCCGGCCAUCGUUGAAAUGCAUUCUAGAGAGUACUAGAAAGGCUGGCUGCGGGGGUUACAUAUUACUAAUGGCGAAUGGAAUUCAAAUGGCCCGUCUGCUAAGGUUUGGCGAUGAUACGCGCAUCAUUGAUACGCGCGCCCGAUACAUCAUGAUGCACAACUAUCGACUAUUUGUACCGCAGCUGCAUUACAUUUGGAAGCGCAUUGUAAAUGUCCUGUUUGUACGCCAGCUAAGGGAAAGGCGAGCUCAUUUGUAUAAAUCUGGCAAUGACAAGUUUGCGCCAGUUUACGAGCUAAGCACCGUCCCGUUUCCUAUGCAAAUCAAGGGAGUAUUUUUCUCGAAAAUUUUAAACUUUUGGCAAGGAGGGAAAUUUCGACUCGCAAACAGUACGUUUUUUGAUGAUAAAACCAAAGAUCUUCGUCGCCAAGAGAUGCGCGUGGUUGUGUUGGAACAUACGCCAGCGGUUUUCAAAUCAGCUACAACGUCCGUUGCCAUAGCAAGCUCGCCUACAAAUGAUUCCGACUUUUCAAACAAUGCUUCUGCGCAUCAGCUAACCCUAUCCCGCACUCAAUCGAGAAGCAACUACUAUGGUCUUGAAAUAGAACUUUUGAAAGCAAUAUCAAAUGCUAUGCAUUUUCAAAUGGUUUUUUACGAAACGUCCGAUGCUGACACGGAGCGCUGGGGCAGACUCAGUGGAAAUGGAACACUUACGGGAAUAAUUAAGGAGAUGCAAGAAGGUAAAGCAGAUUUUGCCCUUGCGGAUUUGCAUCAUACCGAGUAUAAUCUCGGUUUUAUGGAUCUCAGCGUUCCCUACCACACAGAAUGUCUAACGUUUCUUACGCCCGAAGCUUUGAGCGACAACUCUUGGAAAACACUCAUACUUCCGUUCAAUGGAGAAAUGUGGGCCGGUGUCCUACUGUCCUUGUUCGCCGUCGGGUUUGUGUUUUAUGCAUUUUCGAACACAUUGAUGUACAUUCAUCAGCAUGAGAGAGGUUAUCGGCCCGAGCACGAUUUACUUCAACGGCACCGAAACCGAAAGGGGAAAGAAAAACGGAACUUUUGGACAAGAUUUCGCAAGAAUCGUGAUAGAGCCACAACGCCACGUAAAUCAAAAGUGAUAGGUAGGUUAAAACGGUGGAGGCAUAAAAAACAGACCAACAUGAGUAAGUUGUCGGCUUAUGAUCGAAAUAAACUGAAGAAAUUACGAAUGAUUCCUUUCAAGCGACAGCCAGAGCCAUGGCAUGAUCCUCUACCCGCAAAUGAUAUGUUUGACACGUUUUCGGAUUGCAUCAUUUACACGUACAGUAUGUUAUUGCUGGUAUCUCUACCCCGUAUUCCAGAAAAGUGGCCACUUCGUAUGUUGACUGGCUGGUAUUGGGUGUAUUGUGUGCUGGUGGUAGUCGCCUAUCGGGCCUCAUUCACAGCUAUACUUGCCAACCCUAUACCUCGGGUGACGAUUGAUACGCUGCAGGAUUUGGCCGAAAGCUCCGUCCGAUGUGGAGCUUGGGGCGAGCAAAAUAGACUAUUCUUUCAAAUGGCACAGGACCAGUAUUCACAAACUAUAGGGGCUAAGCUAGAGCAUGCACCCAACCAGAAUGAAGCUGUCGAAAAGGUUAGCGAGGGCCUGUACGCUUACUACGAAAACAUAUACUCGUUGAGGCAGCUUCGAUCCACUAGGAAAUCCGAAAAAGCUCGCCAAACUCUACACAUUAUGCAGGAAUGCGCAGUGCACAUGCCUAUAUCGAUCGGAUUGGGUAAAAAUUCGCCCUUAAAGCAUCAAGUUGAUCUAUAUGUACGAGCACUAAUUGAGGGUGGUCUCACCAGAAAGUGGCUCUCGGAUGCGAUCGAACAGUUUCAAUCGAACGUGGAAAUACCUCCACAAGAAGCUAUAAUAGAUUUGAAGAAAAUGUAUGCCGGCAUUGUGGCUCUUUGCUUCGGUUACGUGAUAGCUUUGUUUGCCUUUGUCGUAGAAAAAAUGUACUGGAGAUAUUACAUUGAAAACAACCCAGCUUUCGAUAAAUAUUUGCAUGGCAUUGUAUUCCGUGGCCGAGGAUGAAUUUUAUAAUUUAUUCCAAUAUACUUUAGGACGAAUGUUUAUCCUAAGACGGUUUAGGAUACUCUUAUAUUUCAGAAUAGCAUGUUUAGGAUACACUUAUAUUUCAUGUUUUAUUAUUUGCAGAUUUCAUGUUUUAUCACCCUCUAAACGACCUUAUUAAAAUUACAUUAGUUUGUAAAAUUCAUGAAGUCAUUUAAUUGUUAAGUUUUAGUAACAUGCAACUUUCUCAUUUGUCCAGCCUUUAUUCAACCACUCUGUAGUGUAAGCCAAGGUCCGACGUAUGAACCAUGGUGGUUUUACUCUUUCCGUCUAUUUAAUAUCAACUCGACUAUGACCUGUAAUGACUCAAUUUUUCGAAUGAAUGCAUUGAAUCAAUAUCGAACUGCUUACUGUUAAUGUGCAUUACAGAGCGCCCAGCUGUAGCCCUGGAUGGACCUUGGAUGGAAAUAAAAUCUAGCUUUUCACUCUCAUUAACGAAAUAAAACAAAAAUGAUUUAAAUAACCAUCCGAAUACUGUAUAUUCUAGUUGGUUUGUUGAUAAUUGAUUCACUGAAAAUAUGUGGUACACACCAUUAUCAAUCGCCAAACAAACUUUGCAAUCACAGAAAGGACUGGACUGACAAUUACUAGCCGUGGGAGAAGAUAGUAUACAACUAGUAAAAACUAGGACGUUUCAUUCAAAGCCCUAAAUUUGAGGCAUUCUUCAUGCAAGUAGUACAAAUUGAUGUUCAUUCAGAGACUGUGAUGUUUAUCUCCAAUUAAUACAUAAAUUGGCUUUAUUCUAUAUCAUUCUGAUUUAUACAUUGAAGCAUUACAAAAUCCUGGUUUCCUUUUCCCAGUAUUUUAAAAAGGCAACUCAUCUGAACGCAAAAAAGCUGUUCAUGUUGAUGUUGCCACCACUAUCUGGAAAAAUAAUAAGUGUUGGUCAAAGUUUGUUUUUUUUGCAAGUUAUACGUAACGUUUCUGUAUGUUAGACGGCACUACUUUCCGACUACGAGUUAAACCAUAAAUAUCGGAUAAGCAGGCAGUUUAGGACUCCUAUCAAAUCAAAAGCAAUAAUGAUACAGUAGAAAGACAUAGAAAAAAGGAAAAAUAGUAUUACAACCUCACUAUCUGCACUGAUCUGCACAUUAUCAAAAUAAAACGUUUUCUCAAUUCGUACAGCUCACACAACAAUUGUUAUGGUAAUUUGUUUUUCCUAGCGUCAGUACGUUAAAGUUAAAAAUUUAGAAUCUCUGUAAACAAAGAAAAUUAAGAUAAGCAUGAUGACAUACUGAUUUACAUACCAUACAGGAAGAAUAUACGAUACAGGGAAGAGCCUGCGUAAAGACUAAACAAAAGAAUAACAAUAUAAUUAUCGACAUACCAGAAAGAAUAUAUUUAGAAUUCUUUAAUUGAUCUUCUAAUGAGAUCGAGUCCGCUACUUCAUCUCAGUCAUAACGUACUAAAUCAUUGCUAGGAUUAUAUUGGGGUUCCCUGCCUUAUGCUUAUUUUCGGAAGCAUGUUUGCUCUCUUAUUUAAAGGUAGGUUCUAAACUGCGUCUGCGUUUAGUUUACUUCAUUCUAUGGUAUCCCUAACGACUAUCUUAAUAUAAACGAAUGAAAUAGUUUCAGAAAGCUGGUCUCUUCCACUGAAGAAUACUCAUACAAAACUCAUAAGUAUAAAUUGAUUUUAUGAUGGCAAACACCUGUACUGAUUAUACUUUAUUGCGUAGAAUAUGUUUGAGAUGUCCCUAUACUCAUGGAAAGAACAAAACGGAAUCUAUGUGUUUGUAUUCAUUCCUCAUGAGCAUUUUUUUAUUUCUCUGUACUGACAUAGAGGGUGAGGGUGGGGAGGAGAGGAGGGGGAGGAUCCUUUCGUUAAUUAUUUGCUAGUUAUCAGCAGCUUUACUUACUUUAAUUAGGAAUCGUAGCUAUUGACCGGUGUUCUUUUAAUCUUGUUUUACUACUUUCGCAAAUAAAAUUUAGCAUUAUAAAUCUUGAUGUUCAAUUUCGGUUCAUUUUGAUUGAAUGCAGUAGAGCUGUAAUUUCACUCAUGCUGAAUUUUGUCCAAAGCUGAUAGAAAACUAAUUUGCUGAAAACUUUUUCAAUAAUCCGAAAACUAAGUUGUUAAAAGAAGUGAUUGAAAUUAAUGCAAUUUUGUUGAAAAUACUUUUGAAUUUAUAGGAUGCUUGCCAAACCGGUUUGUAAGUUAAAUGUAUCUGCACGAUCUUAUUUAAUUCCACUGAU